Camarhynchus parvulus is the source of this 4188-nucleotide messenger RNA. RefSeq names its product progesterone immunomodulatory binding factor 1 (gene PIBF1). Gene Ontology annotation, biological process: cilium assembly. The record is from RefSeq and is a predicted model, not a curated record. Gene Ontology annotation, cellular component: centriolar satellite. Lineage: Eukaryota; Metazoa; Chordata; Aves; Passeriformes; Thraupidae. The transcript has 18 exons. The coding region runs from base 459 to 2741 and encodes 760 amino acids.
GGGAACGGCGGCGGAAGCGGCGGCGGCGGUCGCCGCGGUGAUGGCGUGGCGCGCGGCCCCGCCCCCGCCGCGCUGAGGGGAGGCGGAAGCGCGCGCGCGCGUGUAGUGCCGCCGCUGCCCGGGCUGUGUGGGACAGAUCCCAGGAGCGGCCCAGCCCGGGCUGCUGCUCCCCAACCCCGCCGCUGCCUAGUUACCGCUGGGGCAGCUGCCCGCUGCCUUCCGCAGCUCCGGGCAUCCUGCGGGACCAACAGUAUUCCCUCUUCCCGAGCUGCCCCCGGCUGCCGUGGGGAAGGAAGGCGGUGGUGGCGGCCCUGGGAGGGCAGCCCGGCUGUCGCUGGCCCGGGCUCCGAGCGCGGCGUCUCCUCUCCCUGCUGGGCUCUGGGCACCGCCGUCUUUGAUUCUUCAGGAGGCUCAUCUCAAAGUAUAGCUUAAAAAAGCUUUAUAAAUAGUGGGAGAGAAUGUCACAUAAAAGCUCUAAAGUAACCAAGAAAGUAAACGUUUCUAGCUCCUUGGAAUCUGAGGAUAUCAGCUUGGAAACCACAGUACCAACCGAUGAUGUUUCUUCCUCUGAAGAGAGAGAAGGUACUGUAAAAAUCACUAAGCAGCUGAUUGAACGGAAGGAACUGCUCCAUAAUCUUCAGCUGCUUAAAAUAGAAUUAUCGCAAAAAAACUUGAUGAUUGACAACUUGAAAGUUGAAUAUUUGACCAAGAUUGAGGAGCUAGAAGAGAAACUUAAUGAUGCAAUCCAUCAAAAGCAGCUGUUGUCUUUACGACUGGAUAGUCAGGUGGCAUUACAGCAAGAAGAUGCCAGGAAACAUCAGGCUCUAAUGAAGCAAGAAAUGGAAACUAUUUUAUUGAGACAGAAGCAACUGGAGGAAACAAAUUAUCAGUUGAGAGAGAGGGCUGGAGAUAUCCGUCGUAGCUUGCGAGACUUGGAAUUAACAGAUGAAUGCUAUGAGAAGCUAAAGUCUCUUCCUGAAGAUCAGCUUUCUAUCCCUGAAUAUGUUUCAGUCCGGUUCUAUGAAGUAGUCCAUUCCUUAAGAAGAGAGCUAAGUGAUCUACAGAUGAAAAAGGAGAGUCUGACAGAAGAACUAAGUGGGUACAGAUCCCAACUGAAGUGUCUGACAGAGAACUAUGAAGACGAGAGGAGGAGUCGCUCAGAGCUUGAGGUCAGAUGCCAGCGUUUAACACUGGAACUGGCUGAUACCAAGCAGUUGAUUCAGCAAGGUGAUUACAGACAACAGAACUAUGAUAAAGUAAAAUGUGAACGUGAUGUAUUUGAGCAUGAGCUGUCAGAACUCAGAAGAAACUAUGAAAUACUGGAGGCAUCAUACAAAACACAAACUAAAGAAAGAAAUGACUUAGCAAAAGAGCUGGCAACCAUACAACAAUCCCUCAACUUGUUGCAAAAAGAUAAAGAUUAUCUGAAUCGCCAGAACAUGGAGCUUAGUGUUCGCUGUGCACACGAAGAAGAUCGUCUUGAAAGACUACAGAUUCAGCUAGAGGAUGCCAAAAAAGCUAGGGAAGAAAUGUAUGAAAAAUAUGUUGUAUCCAGAGACCACUAUAAAGCAGAAUAUGAAAAGAGACUGCAUGAAGAGUUGGAACAAAUAAGGUUGAAAACAAAUCAAGAAAUUGAGCAACUAAGAAGCACCUCAAAAGAGAUGUAUGAACGUGAAAAUAGAAAUUUGAGAGAAGCACGAGAUAAUGCUGUUGCAGAAAAAGAGAGAGCAGUUACUGCUGAAAAGGAAUCUUUAAGAAAAUACGAUCAACUCUUAGAACAGUACAGACAAAUGCAGCUUGGCACAGAAAGCAAAGUUGCUGAACUUCUUCACCAAAGUAAGUUAAAGUCCUUUGAGACUGAACAUGUUCAACUCAUGCAACAAGAAACAGCUAAGAAUCUUUCACAGUGCCAAAUGGAAUGUGAGAAAUACCAGAGAAAGUUGGAGGUGCUUACGAAGGAAUUUUAUAGUCUUCAGUCUUCUAGUGAAAGCCGCAUUAUUGAGCUUCAAACACAGAAUUCUGAGUUUCAAGCGAGACUAGAUACUUAUGAAAAACUUGAAAAAGAGCUUGAUGAGAUAAUACUGCAGACAGCAGAAAUGGAAGAUGAAGUUGAAGCUGAAAGGGUUCUCUUCUCAUAUGGAUAUGGUGCUAAUGUUCCUACAACAGCCAAAAGACGACUAAAGCAAAGUGUUCACUUGGCAAGAAGAUUGCUGCAGCUAGAAAAGCAAAACUCGUUGCUUGUGAAAGAUCUGGAACAUCAGAAGGAACAAGUAAUACAGAUUUCACAAGAGCUUGACAGAGCAAAUUCUUUGUUGAACCAAGCACAACAGCCAUACAAAUACCUCAUUGAAACUGUGCAACAGAGAGAUUCUCAAAUAAGUCUACAGAAAGAACAUAUUACACAACUUGAAAAAGAUGUCAGUCUUUUAAAUAAAGAAAAGACAGCUUUGCUGCGUGUCAAGAAUCAAAUGGCAGCAGAUUUGGAGAGACUUCUAAAUGACCGUGAGGAAUUAGCCACAAUGAAGCAGAUUAUUUUUACUCUACAUGGUAAAGGCUGUGAACAAAAUCUACCUCGGUCUCGUAUUGAUGUAAAAAGUGCAACUGGAAAACAAUCAAUCCCUUUGGUAAAACUGCUGCCAGAACAUGAAGAAGAAAAUAUAUUUACACCUAAGCCAACAUUAUUUACAAAUAAAGAGGUACCUGUGUGGUACAAGAAACUGAAGAAGAAAACCUCAGCAUAGCAUUUUUCAAAAAUUAUUCAAAAUAAUCCUUUGGGGAGCUUUUCUUUAAAGAAAGUUAUUUUCACCAUAGUGAUGCUCAUUUUACUGUAAAAGCAAACAACUGUUUUGGUUUUAACUGUUUCUUUUUUGACUGUCAAAUAAUCUUAUGCUUCAUAAAAUAAUUUCUAGAUCUCUCGUGUGAAUAAAAUCUGUGAAAAUGAUACGUGCAAUAAUUUUGCUAACAUUUAUUUGAAUUUUAAAAGAUAAAUAAACACUAGUGUGUUGUGCAAGUUAUAAUCUGGGCAGUUAAAGGAUGUGUUACUCAGGGUGCUCAAAUUAAUGCAUGUUUCAGCCUUUUUAUAUUGUUUUUCCUGGACCCUGUGUUGCAUGCCACAUUCCUCACAACUAUUCUGACUAAUGGAAAUUUUCAAAAUAUACAUGCAUUAGUAUUGUAUUUUCUAUAAAGGAAAUUCAUGUCAGCUGGAAACAAAAUUUCUUACUGGCCUUAAUUUAUAGUUCAUCACUUGAUGUCAUUUGUAUAACCAAACAGGCAUUAAAAAUACUUUAAAGAAGCAAUAAAAUACAUCCUUAUUAUCAGCACUGAUACUUAAUGGGCUGUAGUGCAGUUACAUCAAUGUAAUAAUAAAAAUAGAACCAUGAUGGGUGAGGACUGUAGUGUGUAAUAGGGAAAUGGAUAACUUACCAUAUUUAAUUGUAUGAAAAUAAGCCCCACAGUCCAAGAACACAUUCUACUUGUUUAUUCCACUCCACCAUCUAUUCUAAUUAUACAAAAGUUCUCUAAUUUUUCAGAGCAUUCUUGACUGCAUAAGGUACGUUUCUAUGUGUAACAUAAAUACAGAUCUUUCAAGUACUGCAUACUGAAAAUAUUGCUCAGAUUUAAUUUAAGAGAAAGCUCCUUCUUCUUAGUGCCUUUUUCCUUGACAAUAUCUCUUAAAUUGUUAAUGUUUUCUAACCUGGACAUAAACAAUAAUUAUUUACUAUAUAAUACUGAGCUAUAUCAAGUUAUGAUUCCCAGAUACAGUUUUCUUCAUUUUCCAAACAGUUGAAGCACAGUAAUACCUCCUCUGCUCCAGGAAAGCUUCAGUUUCCUUUUUUUUUUCAUUUUCUUCUUCUGAAAGACCAAGGUAAAAAUGCUGGCAAUUGCACAUCACAGGCUUAAAAUUAUCAUUCUGUGAGUGAGGUAGGCCAACUGUGUAGACAGAGGUGAUAAUCUUUUAUUAGACUAACUGCUGUUCACUGGGGAAAAAAAUCACAAAAACUUUUGGCCUCACAAACCUUCAGUACAGUCACUUCUGAAUAAAGUUUCCGGAAGUCUAGGUUUUAUCUAACAUAUAUUUUUAUGUGACUAGAAUCCUUAACUCUUAUUUCCUAUAAAACAGUUCCCAUAUGCAGAUACUAAUUUUGUCAAUUGUAAUAGAUACUUUAUAUGAUUCAGUCCCUAAAUGAA